Molecule: messenger RNA, 1266 nt
Organism: Manduca sexta (tobacco hornworm)
Lineage: Eukaryota; Metazoa; Arthropoda; Insecta; Lepidoptera; Sphingidae
Gene: NGR-A29
Product: gonadotropin-releasing hormone II receptor
Exons: 8
Coding region: 1-1266 (421 amino acids)
Biological process (GO): G protein-coupled receptor signaling pathway
Cellular component (GO): membrane
Molecular function (GO): peptide binding; G protein-coupled receptor activity
Source: RefSeq, a predicted model, not a curated record
AUGGUAAUCGACGAAGACAUACUACCCCUGACCACUUCAGAGAUAGACCGACGGUUUUGGGACUAUUUCGACGUGACAGUCACGCCUGCCUACAACCAGACGAAUCAUGACCCGCCCAGAGACCAGACCGGGGUGCUACUCACCUACUGGAUCCUUCUGACGGUGGGAGGGAUAGGCAAUGUGGCGGUUCUCGUCGCGCUGGCCACCUCCAGACGAAGGAAAUCCAGGGUAGACUUGCUGAUGACACAUUUGGCCAUCGCUGACGUGUGUGUCACCUGUGGCGUUAUACCUUUGGAGAUCGGCUGGAAAUACACCAACGCGUGGCUGGCUGGUAACCUAAUGUGCAAGCUUCUACUGGUGCUCCGCGCGUUCGGACUCUACCUAUCCUCUAACAUACUCGUGUGCAUAUCCAUAGAUAGGUUUUUUGCUGUCAUAUACCCGCUGAGGCUGUCGGAAGCGCGCAAGAGAAGCAAGCAAAUGCUGUAUGGAGCAUGGUUCGUGGCUUUAGCGUGCAGUCUACCGCAGAGUGUAGUAUUCCGUCUACAGCAACAUCCUUACAUCGUGGGCUUCGACCAGUGCGUCUCCUUCGACGCGUUCAGUUCCUACCGUCAGGAGGUGACGUAUAACGUGUUCUGUCUCUGCGCGAUGUACUUCGUGCCGCUGAUCGUCAUCACGGUCUGCUACCUGUGCAUCUUCUGCGAGAUACGGCGCAGCAGUAAGGAGUUGGAUGAGAAAUGCGUCCACCGCAACGGCACGGGUCACGUGCGCUUGCGCCGGUCGGACCAGCGCGUGUUAGAGCGCGCGCGGCGGCGCACCCUGCGCAUGACCGUCACCAUCGUUGCAGUGUUCGCGCUCUGCUGGCUGCCCUACGCCACUAUGGCCAUGUGGUACAUGGUAGACCGAAAUUCCGCUGUCCGCGUCGCCCCAGGAGUCCAGGACCUGUUGUUCGCGAUGGCCGUCUCCAACUCCUGCAUGAACCCGCUGGUCUACGGGUCGUACACUCUAGACCUUCGGGGAGUCAUACGUAGGUUCAUCAGGAAGACAUGCUGCGGAUCUUCAGAUUCUUCUGAUACUAUAGGAAAUUCUGGUUCAAGUACGUUGAAAAAUAGAAAUUUACACGCAGAGACACCGCUCACCACGCCUCUUAAGGACAGCCGCGUGCGCACGCGGCUCGGCGUGCGGUUCGCGGAGACGUCGCUCACCGCCGCGCCCCCCCGCGCGCCCCGCGCCGCGCCCGCCGCCCGCACCCCGCGCGCGCCCGCCUGA